AUGGCCCCGCCGUCCCCCAGCCCGCGGGCCGAGACACCGGAUGCCACUUUGCAUCAUCCGGACAUGCGGUGCUUCCAACUCGUCGACAUCGUGCGCCGCAACAACCGGUUCGCGCCGGCGACGUACGCGCCGUUAGUUGUGGACCAGCGCACCGUGGGUCUCGUGGCCAAGGAGCGCGUCUCGGCCCUUCAACGCUUUCCCGAUGUCUUUAGCGAGGUGACGCCCGACCGCAUUCAACUGCAUCCGCGCUUGGCCCACGAAGCCGCGCGCACAACAGCCAUGAUGGACGUCGCGCGAGCGCUCUUAGCGACUGGCGACAUUGGCGAAAAGUGGAAGCACGAAGACUAUGGCGCCAAGGACGCGGCCGACCAGGUCGUCUUCCGCGUUGACCGAUCGGCGGCUGCAUUCUUUGGGAUCACGCAGUGCGGGUGCCAUCUCAACGGGUACGUCCGGCACGGCCCGCGGCCCGACGACGUGAGCGUCUGGAUGGGUCUCCGCCAUGCGUCGCGCGCCCUUUGGCCUGGCAAAUGGGACUCGAUCGUCGGGGGCGGCCUUCCGCUGGACAUUUCGCCAUGGGACAACAUGCUCAAAGAGGCGAGCGAAGAAGCCAAGUUUGCAGCAAACGACAUUUCGCAUCUCAUGCACAGCGUUGGCGUCAUCUCGUACGUCAACUCGGAGAAAGAAGGCUUGAAGCACAACACGAUGUUUGUGUUUGAUGCAUGCUUGCCAUCGUCGCUCGUGCCACGCAGCGACGGCGACGAGGUCGAGCGCUUUGAGCUCUGGCCCAUCCGGAAGGCGCUUGCGCUCGUCGAGGCGUCGCCCGAGAGCUUCAAGCCCGAUAUUUGCCUUCUCUUGAUCGACUUUGGCCUGCGCCACGGCAUUCUGACGCCCGACAACACGGCAGCGUACACGUCGCUCGUCCACAGUCUCCGCGCCACCCCGCCUUUUUAG
Saprolegnia diclina VS20 is the source of this 951-nucleotide messenger RNA. RefSeq lists its product as hypothetical. The transcript is spliced from 4 exons. The coding region runs from base 1 to 951 and encodes 316 amino acids. Gene Ontology annotation, molecular function: 8-oxo-dGDP phosphatase activity. NCBI's taxonomy places the organism in Eukaryota, Oomycota, Saprolegniomycetes, Saprolegniales, Saprolegniaceae. The record is from RefSeq and is a predicted model, not a curated record.